AAGCGACUCGUAUUAUUAAGGUUGCGGGCACAAUCUCUUUAGAACCCAACUGAUUCCGGACAGCAUGCCAAAAGACGACACGUCAGAAUCGGAAGCCGAGCAAACCUCUGCGAACUCCUCCGGCUCGGAGGAGGGGGAAAACGCAGUCGAUGGGCAACAACAUGAAGGAAUGGCAGAUUACGAGAAGCAGAGGCUAUCAAGAAUUGCAGAGAACAGGGCAAGAAUGGAAGCCCUGGGUCUGCGCAAAAUGGCUUCCUCGAUCAUGGGUUCCUCUCGGAAUUUGAGGUCGAAUAAGGGGAAAGCGAAGGUUGUUGAGGAAGAUGAAGAUUAUAGGCCUGAGGAAGAGGGACCCAGUUCUUCUAGUGAAGAAGAACAAGGGAAUGAGGAUGGGGAUUAUUUGGGUGAAAGAACUUCUGUGUCACAACUAAAAAAGUUGAAGAAGAAAGGUCCGACACCGAAGAAGAAAGCUGCUGCUCAAAAGCAUCCAAGUAAUUCAGAUUAUGUGGAUGACGAUGAAGCGAUGAGGCAGGCCAUUGCUCUUUCUCUUCAAACUUCUGCAGAAGCUUCGAGUGUGGUACGUAAUAGGUCUUCAGGGAGAUCUGAAAUAAAGGGAAAGACACAAAUUCAGGAAGAUAAAGCAAUGAGGAAGAGGAAAAAAUCGUUUGCUAGUCGGCUGCAGAUGACUGAGGAUGAACUAGUUCUGCACUUCUUUCAGUUUGAUGAUGAGUGGAAAGGAGGCAUUUCGAUUAGGGAUGUAGAAAGAGUGGCAAAUGCUCAUGACUUUACGUGGAGCGACAAGGAAUUGGCCGACAUGAUCAAUUGCUUCGACAGUGAUGGAGAUAGAAAGCUAAGCCUCGAUGAUUUUCGGAAGAUUGCUACACGUUGUAACAUGAUAAAAGAAUGCGAAGAUUCUUGACGCUUCAAAAUCGAUGGCCAUCCAAUUCCACAAGUUCUGUUUACUGCAUAUAUGGAGGAUGUAGCAAUAUAUAUAUAUAUAUAUAUAUAUUUAAUUUUUUUAAUUUUAUUUUUUUCUGUUACAUGAUAUACUUUCUUGUGACCGCUUCAAAUAUUGUCAGAAAAUUAUGGUUUCGGUUUAAGUAUUGCUUAAUCGAAUUUAAACCAUGUUAUCUUACA
Messenger RNA from Ziziphus jujuba (common jujube), 1134 nucleotides. RefSeq lists its product as uncharacterized. Gene Ontology annotation, molecular function: calcium ion binding. Bases 65 to 916 code for a protein of 283 amino acids. The record is from RefSeq and is a predicted model, not a curated record. The transcript is spliced from 6 exons. NCBI's taxonomy places the organism in Eukaryota, Viridiplantae, Streptophyta, Magnoliopsida, Rosales, Rhamnaceae.